Messenger RNA from Quercus lobata, 2004 nucleotides. It is a transcript of the gene MAKR2, whose product is annotated as membrane-associated kinase regulator. Gene Ontology annotation, cellular component: plasma membrane. Bases 284 to 1588 code for a protein of 434 amino acids. NCBI's taxonomy places the organism in Eukaryota, Viridiplantae, Streptophyta, Magnoliopsida, Fagales, Fagaceae. The record is from RefSeq and is a predicted model, not a curated record. The transcript is spliced from 2 exons.
CACAUGACCGCGCUGCAACCACUUCUCUAAAAUCGACAAAAAUAAAAGCAAUAACCAAACCCCCUAUACCCUACUCUACCCUUCUCUCUCUCUCUCUCUCUCUCUCUGCUAAAAAGCUUACCCUCUGUUUACAUUGUCACCCUUAUUUCAGUACUACCAGUACUGCAAACCGACCUCCUUUUUCUCACCUUCACUUUUACUAUUCCUCUCUCUCAACCCCUUUUCAAAAAGCAGCCUCUGAUAAUAUUCCAUUUCCCAUUUCUGUAUACUGGCUCUCCCAACCAUGGAAGCUUUCAGCUUACUCAAGUACUGGCGAGGCAGUGGUGGUGGUGUUAACGUUACUGGCGUUGGAGACUCCGGUGUCAACACGCGCACCGCCGGAACCACCACGAUUGUCACCGCCGUUUCUCAAACAGACGACGAGAACGAAGACAACGACGAUGACGGACCCUUCUUCGACUUGGAGUUCACUGUUCCUGACGAAGAAGAGGAGGAAAACCAAGGCAAAGAGAACGAGAACGAGAACGAGAACGAGAACGAAAGCGAAGUAGAAGUGCUAGAAGAAGAUGAAGAUGAAGAAGAAGACGACGAGUUUGACGAUGGUGGUGGGGAUGAGAGAGAGUUUAAAUUCACGCUCUCAUCUGGGUCUGGUUCUGGGUCCAGCAAUGUUGACACCGCGGACCCAAACUUGUCUCUUUCUCCUUCUGAUGAUCUUUUCUUCAAGGGUAGACUCGUGCCCAUUGAGCCAUCUUCGCUCGUCUUCAACCCCUCCGAAUCCGAACCCAACUCGAAACCUCAAUUCCCUGUCAAGCUUUUGAAAUCAGCUACCAAGUUCCGUGUCUUCAUGUUGGGUCUCAAAAAAUCCAAACUCCCAAACCCAACUUCACCCAAAGAAGACAAAAAAGAACCCGAACAACAACAACAACAACAACAACAAAAACAAAAGGAAGAGCCAAAGCAGAGUACUAAGAAUAAGUCUUUUACUGUGAAAUUUAAGGUGGAGGAAGUUCCGAUAAUGUCUUUGUUUACUAGAGACAGUUCGAAAAGCGCUUCUGUUAACAAAACACAGAAACAGAACACGGAGGAGUUGGGUUCUUCUUCUUCUUCUUCUACAGUUUCUGAGGAGAAAAAGUUUUCAAAAGAGGUAAUGCAAAAGUACUUAAAGAAGGUUAAGCCUCUUUACGUUCGGGUUUCUCGAAGGUACGGUGAGAAGCUGAGAUUUUCUGGGCAGUUAAGCCUAGGUGGCACCGCUGCCGGAGCUAAGCCGAUUUUGCAGAAAACGGUGGCUCCGGCAGCUGAGAAGAGCCAAGCGGCUGAGCCGGAGGGUUCUGAGAGUUCAGCUAACAAUAAUAACAACAAUGUGAAGGCUCAUCAGAAGCUGGGGAAUAUUCCAACUGGGCUAAGAGUUGUGUGUAAGCAUUUGGGGAAGAGCCGAUCGGCUUCUUCCGCUGUGGCGGCGGCGCCGAUUGGAACUGCGGCGGCUUCAAAGAGAAGAGAUGAUUCGCUGUUGCAGCAGCAAGAUGGAAUCCAAAGUGCCAUUAUGCAUUGCAAGCGUUCUUUCAAUGCCUCUAGAGUCUUUUUUGUUUAAUAGAUUCGGAGUCUUCUCUGCUGUCACGAUCUGUGAGCGACCCAUUGCAUGAGAAAUCAUCAGAAUUGGCAAGAAAGUCUUCGAAGGAAGGGAAAGAUGGUCGUAUUUGAAUCAAGGGUUAUGAUGAUUUUGAUCUUUGAAAUCAUUAGGAAGGACUAGGAAAUUAGUGUUAUAAAAUUAUAUAAUCACUUAUAUCAGUGUUGUGUUCGCUUUGUAUUUUGUAAAUGUUUUUAAGAUGGAAAAAAAAAUAGGGGCAGGAAAAAAAGAGUUGUCUCACUCUCAUGUUUAGUGAAGAUGACUGGUGAGUAUAUGUGUAAAGCUCAUCUUUUCUUGAAAGUGAAAGUAGAAUCAAAUCUUUGUAUUUAUUUAUAUAUAUAACUUUGUAAUCAGUAGAACAAGUUGGACCAUUUCUGUGA